UUUUCUCCAAUCAAAAUAAAUUCACGUCGUAAUCGUAUUGGAAAAAGUGCACCAUAUGAAGUUUUCCUAAAAAAAUAUUAAAAUUCCUGAUUUACACUGCUCGUAUAAUUUGUAAUUGUAAUAAACAUCGAAAGUAUCUUCAGUAAUGGGAAACGCAGGUAGUAAUCUUCCACGCGAGCGUCACAAGUCAGGUUCGCAUGAUCUUAUUCCGGGAUCACCACUCAAGGACGGACAGGCUUUUGUGUUCGAUAAAAAACCGGACCCGAAUCAAAGAUUGGUUUUUCAAAGGAGUGAUGAUGAUGUCGAACCGUAUUAUUCAAAGUCGGUACCGGAACCGGAGUUUCUACGGGAACAUCGUAAACGAUCCAAUACUGUCUCGGAGGAUCCGACAUUGCAGUCUGAGGAAGACGGGAAUGAUGACCAAAAAACGGCUCUACCCACUGUUUUCAAGUGGGAAGGUGGUGGUAAGCAGGUUUACAUAAGCGGAACGUUUUCUGAAUGGAAGGCUUUACCGAUGGUUAAAAGUCAUGGUGAUUUCGUGACGAUCAUUGAUCUUCCGGAGGGGGAUCACCAGUACAAGUUUUGCGUUGACGGAGAAUGGAAGCAUGAUCCGCGAUUGAAAAACAUUGAAAACGACGUUGGUACCAAGAAUAAUCUGGUGUCUGUUCGCCAGUCGGACUUUGAAGUUUUCCAAGCUCUCGCCAAGGACAGCGAAGAUACUGGUAAAGAUGAGACCAAAGAAUACAGCCAAGAUAUACCAACGAGUAAGCCUUGGGGUAAGGAGUCGGGACCACCUGUGUUGCCACCGCAUUUGUUACAAGUUAUUUUGAACAAGGACACGCCCCUAUCGUGUGAGCCUACUUUGCUUCCGGAGCCAAAUCACGUUAUGCUGAACCACUUGUAUGCGUUAUCUAUCAAGGACGGUGUGAUGGUUCUCAGUGCCACUCAUCGAUAUCGGAAAAAGUACGUCACGACACUGCUGUACAAACCCAUUUGAAGUGGGACAACCGGUAUUCGGUUUGCUAUUGCUAUCUCAGCUCUUGUUUGGGUAGACUAAUUGUAAAAGUGCAUGAAUUUUAUUAUGUUAUUUUAUAGAUGGUAGAAGAGUUUCGAUUGGAAUAUUAGUUGCAUAAUUCAGUAAUGAAAGUUAAAACGUGAGAAACUUUAAAGAAAGGGUAAGCGGUAAGUUAUGUGUAACCAACCCUUUCCGGUCUUUGAUCUGUAUGUAUUCACUAUUUCGGAACUACAUUUGACGAAUAGAUUGGUAACAAUACCGAUGAAUAGGCAAUUGUGUGAUUAAACUUCCAGGCUUGUUUUAAUAAAGUGUUUGCCAUUCUAAUAA
Molecule: messenger RNA, 1342 nt
Organism: Malaya genurostris
Lineage: Eukaryota; Metazoa; Arthropoda; Insecta; Diptera; Culicidae
Gene: alc
Product: 5'-AMP-activated protein kinase subunit beta-1
Exons: 3
Coding region: 146-997 (283 amino acids)
Biological process (GO): signal transduction
Cellular component (GO): nucleotide-activated protein kinase complex; cytoplasm; nucleus
Molecular function (GO): protein kinase binding
Source: RefSeq, a predicted model, not a curated record